UUGAAGCGGAGGACUUUGGUGGUUUUUUGCUGUUUUUACUAUAUCGUUAUCAUGUCUGGACGUGGCAAGCAGGGCGGCAAGGCUCGCGCUAAGGCGAAGACCCGCUCCUCCCGGGCCGGCCUGCAGUUUCCCGUCGGCCGUGUGCACCGUCUGCUCCGCAAGGGCAACUACUCGGAGCGGGUGGGCGCCGGCGCCCCAGUGUACCUGGCGGCCGUGCUGGAGUACCUGACGGCCGAGAUCCUGGAGCUGGCUGGCAACGCGGCCCGCGACAACAAGAAGACCCGCAUCAUCCCGCGCCACCUGCAGCUGGCCAUCCGCAACGACGAGGAGCUCAACAAGCUCCUGGGACGCGUGACCAUCGCGCAGGGCGGCGUCCUGCCCAACAUCCAAGCGGUGCUGCUGCCCAAGAAGACCGAGAGCCACCACAAGGCCAAGGGAAAGUAAUUUGACAACCAGCCAUCAUAACUUCGGAAACUUCCAAAUCCAAAGGCUCUUUUCAGAG
Molecule: messenger RNA, 502 nt
Organism: Cricetulus griseus (Chinese hamster)
Lineage: Eukaryota; Metazoa; Chordata; Mammalia; Rodentia; Cricetidae
Source: RefSeq, a predicted model, not a curated record